AUGGUUGCCAUUGCUCGCUCCUUCGGCGCCGCCCGUGUGGCCGCCCGCGGCUUCUCCAACGCUGCCAUUGACCAUCAUCUCGCAGCCCGCCAGCCCCAGCAGAGCACUCUGGUUGCUGCCCGCAGCGCCUUCCGCAACAACGCCGCCCGCAACAUCAUCCAAAAGCGUGGCAUCGUCGCCGAGUCCACCGCUGCCGCCAUGGUCGCUGCCGCUAAGAUCCAGGGUGCCGGUCUCGCUACCAUCGGUCUUGCCGGUGCUGGUGUUGGUAUCGGAACGGUUUUCGGUGGCCUCAUCCAGGGUGUUGCCCGCAACCCUUCCCUCAGGGGUCAACUCUUCCAGUACGCCGUUCUGGGUUUCGCUUUCGCUGAGGCCACUGGUCUCUUCGCGCUCAUGAUGUCUUUCUUGCUCCUCUACGUUGCAUAG
Molecule: messenger RNA, 423 nt
Organism: Bipolaris zeicola 26-R-13
Lineage: Eukaryota; Fungi; Ascomycota; Dothideomycetes; Pleosporales; Pleosporaceae
Exons: 2
Coding region: 1-423 (140 amino acids)
Biological process (GO): proton transmembrane transport; proton motive force-driven ATP synthesis
Molecular function (GO): proton transmembrane transporter activity
Source: RefSeq, a predicted model, not a curated record